Molecule: messenger RNA, 981 nt
Organism: Hirundo rustica (Barn swallow)
Lineage: Eukaryota; Metazoa; Chordata; Aves; Passeriformes; Hirundinidae
Gene: PRSS57
Product: serine protease 57
Biological process (GO): proteolysis
Molecular function (GO): serine-type endopeptidase activity
Source: RefSeq, a predicted model, not a curated record
AUGAUGGGUAAACUGCCACAGGAAGCCCUGAGCCACCCUCCCAACAGCCGGGGAGAAGGAAGCAGGAGGGAAAUACCCGCCCGCAUCCCAAGGCUCAGCCCCUGGAGGGAUUUAGCACCCCGCACCCCGAGCAGCCCCAGCGGUGGUGGCAGUGGCCCGCUCUGUGCCACCAUGGUCACAGCUGGGCUCUUCGUCCUCAGCCUGGCAGGCUCCAUCCUGCUCCCAGCUCUGGCCCCGGCAGGCACCCAGGGGAGCCAGAUCAUCGGGGGAAAGGCGGCAGCACCCCAUUCCCGGCCCUUCAUCGCCUCCAUCCAGAUGGACGGGCAGCACGUCUGCGGGGGCUUCCUGGUGUGGCCCAAGUGGGUGAUGACAGCUGCCCACUGCCUCAUUCCCAGGCGCAGCCCCUCCGUGCGCGUGGUGCUGGGAGCCCACCGGCUGCAGGAGCCCGAGGAGUCCCAGCAGAUCUUCAGCGUGGCCGAGUCCAUCGCCCACCCGCUCUAUAAUCCCCGUGCCGUGGACAACGACAUCCGCCUGCUCCAGCUGAACAGAUCGGCCACGCUGAACCAGUACGUGAAGCGGAUCCGCCUGCCCUCGCCUCACAUCGACCUGAGGCCCGGCACCGUCUGCUACGUGGCGGGCUGGGGGGACACCUCCAACUUCGGAGACCAGCCCACCGAGCUGAUGGAGACCAACACCACCAUCGUCAAGCGGAGCCUCUGCCGGACGCUGUGGAGGGGCAAGGUCUCGGCCAACAUGCUGUGCGGGGCCAGCCGCAACACCACGCUGCAGGGUGUCUGUGCCGGUGACUCCGGGGGACCGCUGGUCUUCAAGAACAAGGUUUAUGGCAUCGUCUCCUUCUCUGGGGAGAGAUGUGGGGAUCGCCGGUACCCCGACAUCUACACCAAGAUCUCCAACUACAUUGGCUGGGUGCACCACACUGUGCGAGGGUUCCGCCGUCGGAAGGGGUGGCCGAAGCCCUAA